This is a messenger RNA of Patella vulgata (common limpet), 3501 nucleotides long. RefSeq names its product serine palmitoyltransferase 1. Lineage: Eukaryota; Metazoa; Mollusca; Gastropoda; Patellidae. The coding region runs from base 225 to 1667 and encodes 480 amino acids. The transcript has 17 exons. Gene Ontology annotation, cellular component: endoplasmic reticulum. The record is from RefSeq and is a predicted model, not a curated record. Gene Ontology annotation, biological process: ceramide biosynthetic process; sphingosine biosynthetic process. Gene Ontology annotation, molecular function: serine C-palmitoyltransferase activity; pyridoxal phosphate binding.
CAUAGAAAGAACUGUAGGUCUACUAUUAUAUCUAUGAUGACAUAGGCUUAUGUUAUAAUGGCUAACACCAACUAAGUUUUUACGGCAGGCUAUAGGCUAGAUCUAGUGUUAGGCUAAGGAAUCUUCUCCCGGAGGCCGAAAUGGUAGUCUAGUCUCCGUAAUCCAGUCAUUUAUUGAUACGACCAUUCGGCUGGUUAAACAAAAUUGUGGCAAAGGCGUCAACCAUGAGCUCAACGAUGGCGAUAUUACCUGCUACUUGGGAUAUGUACGAUCUUGUACAAAGUUUCUUACGGACACCUACUUAUCAUCUAGUUGUCGAAGUAUGUUUAGUUCUACUUAUAAUAAAGUUGAUAUUCUCGAAGAGCUAUAAACCAGAAAAAAUGGUUCUUUCAGAAAAGGAGAAAGAGGAACUUAUAGCAGAGUGGACACCAGAACCAUUGGUACCAGAUAUACCAGAAGAUCAUCCUGUCAUACAAUUAAUGGAAAAAAAUAUUGUUACUGGCCCACCAGGUAAAUAUAUCAAUAUUAGACAGAAAUCCUGUAUCAACAUGGCUACAAUGAAUUUUCUGGGUAUGGUUGCCAAUAAAACAAUUGAGGAUGAAGCUGUACGAUGUAUAAAGAAGUAUGGUGUUGGUUCAUGUGGACCUAGAGGAUUCUAUGGAACUAUGGAUGUUCAUCUAGAUUUAGAAAGUAAAUUGGCAACAUUUAUGGAUUGUGAAGAAGCUAUUAUAUAUUCCUAUGGAUUUGCUACUAUAUCUAGUGCUAUACCAGCUUAUUCAAAGAGAGGAGAUGUUAUCUUUUGUGAUGAAGGUGUUAGUUUUGCUAUACAGAAAGGUUUAGUAGCUUCUAGAAGUGAAAUACAGUUCUUUAAACAUAAUGAUAUGGAAGAUUUAGAACGAUUGCUACAAGAACAAGCUGUUAAAGAUAAGAAGAAUCCAAAGAAAGCUAAAGUAACAAGAAGAUUUAUUAUUGUAGAAGGCUUAUAUUUAAAUUAUGGUGAUAUUUGUCCUCUUCCCAAAAUUGUGGAAUUAAAAUGGAAAUAUAAAGUCAGAAUCUUCUUGGAAGAAAGUUUUUCUUUUGGUGUGUUAGGAGAGGCAGGUAGAGGUGUGACUGAAUAUUUUGGAAUUGAGGUUGAUCAGAUAGAUUUGAUAACUGCAUCAUUAGAAAAUGCUAUUAGUUCUAUUGGUGGAUUCUGUGUGGGUAAAAAAUAUGUUAUAGAUCAUCAGAGAUUAUCAGGUUUAGGAUAUUGUUUCUCGGCAUCUCAACCACCAUUACUAGCUGCUGCUGCUGCUCAAGCUUUGAUGUUAAUGCAAGAAGAUCCUGGUAUGAUGAUCAAGUUAAGAGAAAACUGUAUAAAACUUCAUGAAGGCUUGACUAAUAUAAAUGGCAUUAAGGUUGUAGGUUUACCACACUCACCAGUCAAACAUCUACGACUUGUUGAACCAUCAGAUGAUAGAGAUCUAGAUAAUCAAACAUUACAACUAGUUGCUGAUAGGGCUAUAGAGAAUAAUGUGGCAUGUACUGUAGCCAGAUAUCUAGAAAAAGAAGAGAAAUUUCUUCCACCUCCUAGUAUUCGUAUUGCUGUUAAUUGUCAGUUAGAAUCAACUGAACUAGAUACAGUUAUCAGUGUUUUAACUAAAUCUUUUAAUGAAGUUUUUGCUUUAUAAAAUAAUGAUUCCUCGUGUAAAUUGUGUGUUCUACAGCAUAAUAAUAUAUAUUAUCAUGUAUUAUAAUACACAGUACAACUACAUUUAGAAUGUCUAUAGACUCAUACUUUAUAUAUACACUGACAACUUUAUAGGAUAAACUAACUAAAAUAUAUUACAUUAUCUUGUUUUAUGUUCUUAAUAUACCAUAGAAGGAUUCGUUUGUAUUGGUUGUUUGCUGCCAAUAGGUCAAUCAUGUGCAUAAUAUGAGACCAAUGUGUUGAACAUUGACAUAUAGAAUGUGGCUAUGCUGUAUAUAUUUUGUAAUAAGAGUACAAGAUAUUAAUGCACUGUUUUAUUAUCUCUUUUUGUUAUAUUCUACAUAAUAGAUGUAUAUCACAAACAGAAACUUCUGCUAAGUAGAGUGGUACAGAGGCUUAUCUGUAAUUUUCUGUUCAUUCACUUGCUUCAAACAACUAAUUGCACCAAAUAGGUGUCACAUGUCCUGGCAUGAUGAGUGAUGUGUGACCUAAUACUUCUGUAUAAAAUAUAAUCCUUGAGUGGCAUUUAGGUGUAUGCCUGUAAAUUGUGUUGUGGAUCUUAUAAAAUAUGUCUUACCCUUUCCAUCUUUAGCAAGAAUAAGCUGGUAAUAAAAUUAAAAAGAUCAAUGUUUUUAUUUAUGAUUAUUUGUGUCUGUCUACAUGCUUGUUAAAACUGAUUAUUUGAAUCAUAUAUUUUAACUGUUUUGCAUUUAAUAUCAUUUCAUGUCAUUUUAACAUUGCAGCUUGAUCAAAAAAAUAUCCCAAAACACUUUAAUAUUAAUUUGUGUAUAUAGUAUGUUGUAUUUAUGUUUCUAUUCUUUUUAUACUUAUGUUGUAAUUGUGUACAAUGAUUUAUAUAUUUUUUUUGAAUGGACAGUCUCUUUAGCAAUGUAAGAACAAGAGAUUUAUCAGUAAAAUACUCCUGGUUUUAAUUCAGUAUUCUGUAAGUGUUAUCACUCAGAAUAAGAGUUUAUAAAGAUAAGACAGUGGGCAAAAAAUAAGUCACUACAUAUGACCUCAAAUACCCUGCGACAUUAUUUCCCAGAAUAGUUGUACUGAUUAUAGAGAACUUUUAUAUACAUGAAUUACAAAAUAUAAUUAUGCAAUUAUAUUUAAUUUUGAUGUGGAAUAACAAAAAUAGAAUCAAGUAGAUAAUGGGUUUCCUUCACAGGGGAUAUUUUAGUUGCCCUCAUUAUCAAAAGUAUCAGAAAUUUUAUUGUACAGUACAAAAUUUUGUAAAAUAAUGAGGUAACAAGGUAGUUGAUGUCACAUUUGGUUGGUUUAUGGCCAAUUACCUUAAAUAUAUGGCAAUGAUACUCAUAUUAUAUCAAUCCUUGUGUUGACGUUGAGUGGAGCUUAUAGAGUAUACAUACUACUAACUCUUUUGUUUAUAUAUUUCUUUUAUAUAUUCUUCACAUUCUAAUAAGUAUUAAAUUGAUGUUUUAUGAGAAUUGUCUUUCUUCAUCAUGAUUUUUAUACCCCCACAUUCUUUUUUUCAAAUUUUGAUGGAAAUUAAAACAUGUUGAUAUCCAAAACAUCCCGGAUCCUUUCAAUAUUGGCGCAUAUCGGACGUAACUUACUGUAUUAUGGCCCCGGAUUGUACGAAAAAUCACAUGUUUAGCUUGUGGCCUCUCUAGAUGUCACAAUUUUUAUUUGAUUUUAAAAACCAUUGGAGGUAACAUCUUGGAUUAUGGUCCCUGAUUGUACAAAAAUUGAUGUUUUAGCUUGUUCUGUCCAUCCCUUGCAAAAUAUGGCAUAUCUUGCAUGGCAGCUGCUUGUUUAUUGAAUAAAUUUUGGGUUUCAACUAUUCAUAA